AUGUUGCCGGCGCUCUCCGCCUUCUUCAUGCUUGUCUUCGUGCUGCUGUGCCUGCUGGGCAUCGGGGCCAACGGCUUCAUCGUGCUGGUGCUGGGCGGCGAGUGGUGGCUCCAGGGCCGGCUGCUGGCCCCCGACCUGGUGCUGCUCAGUCUGGGCGCCUCGCGCUUCUGCCUGCAGUGGGUGGGGCUGGCCAACAAUUUGUACUACACGCUGCACCUGGGGCAGUACUCCAGCGGGCCGGCGCGCCAGCUCUUCGGCCUGCACUGGGACUUCCUCAACUCGGCCACCUUCUGGCUGGGCACUUGGCUCAGUGUGCUUUUCUGCGCCAAGAUCGCCAGCUUCGGCCACCCUGCCUUCCUCUGGCUCAAGUGGAAGCUGCCGGCCUCCGUGCCCUGGCUGCUGCUCGGCUCCCUGGCCGUGUCCACCGUGGUCACCCUGCUGUUCUUCGGGGGGAACCACUCCAUGUACCAGGGCUUCUUGAUCGCCGACUUCGUGGGGAACCAGUCCUACCGGGCGUGGAGCCACCAGCUGGAGAUCCACUAUUUCCUGCCGCUGAAGCUGGUCACCCUGUCGGUGCCCUGCUCACUGUUCGUGGCCUCCAUGGCGCUGCUCAUCCGUUCCCUGCGCAGACACACGCGCAGGAUGCGGCCCCACGCGCCCGGCCUGCGGGACCCGCGCACCCAGGCGCACGCGCGCGUGCUCAAAUCCCUUGUCUCCUUCCUUGUCCUCUACGCGCUGUCCUUCUUGUCCCUGGUCAUCGACGCGGCGGGCUUCUUCUCCUCGGAGAGCGACUGGUACUGGCCGUGGCAGAUUCUGAUCUAUCUGUGCACCUCGCUCCACCCCUUCGUCCUCAUCCUUGGCAACCUCAAGCUCCGAGGUGUGUGCCGGCAGCUGCUGCUGCUGGCCAGGGGCUUCAGGGUGGCCUAG
This is a messenger RNA of Orycteropus afer afer, 927 nucleotides long. Its product is annotated as taste receptor type 2 member 41-like. Bases 1 to 927 code for a protein of 308 amino acids. Gene Ontology annotation, molecular function: G protein-coupled receptor activity. Gene Ontology annotation, biological process: G protein-coupled receptor signaling pathway; sensory perception of taste; detection of chemical stimulus involved in sensory perception of bitter taste. Gene Ontology annotation, cellular component: membrane. The transcript has a single exon. The record is from RefSeq and is a predicted model, not a curated record. NCBI's taxonomy places the organism in Eukaryota, Metazoa, Chordata, Mammalia, Tubulidentata, Orycteropodidae.